This is a messenger RNA of Chinchilla lanigera (long-tailed chinchilla), 1498 nucleotides long. RefSeq lists its product as uncharacterized. The record is from RefSeq and is a predicted model, not a curated record. The transcript has 5 exons. The coding region runs from base 356 to 1126 and encodes 256 amino acids. NCBI's taxonomy places the organism in Eukaryota, Metazoa, Chordata, Mammalia, Rodentia, Chinchillidae.
AAAGAGGCGGGAAGAGCGAAUUUGGGUCUCGGCGGCCGCCGUAGGCGCGGCGCUCUGGUCCCCAUGGCAACAACUCGAAGCGCCAAGAUUCUGGGCGGUGCCGGAGCCGGGGCAGUUUGGACCUCGCGCGGCGCGGUGUCUCCGAACUGCUGGCAGCCCGGACGGCGCAGCUCCUGGACUGGCUGGCCCUGCCCUGCCCCAUGGACGUGAGUCCACCUCCUCCCCGCGCUGCAACAGCCCCUCGGUGCGCUGUGCCCACCCUGACUUCGAGCCCGGACUGGGAAGGCUGCUUCCAGCCAACAUAGGAGCUGCCGGCUCGCAAGAGCUGGACGUGGGGCGGGGGGCGUUAUCCCUGAUGCUAGGGGAUUUACCAGGUCAUCGGGUCGUGCAGGAAGUAGACAGCAAAUGGCAAAGACGGCAGCCUGGGAGGCAGAGGGCAGAGCAUCUGAGGAACUGCGGGACCAGACGGGGGGCUGCGUCACGGAAACGUUUUCUUCUCAGUCACUGGGAGCCGCUGGUGGGUGGGAAAGGCGGGGUACGCCAGACAGCUGUUGCAGAAAGAGGCAGCGUUGCAGGUUUCAAGAGCGGCCAGCCGGUAGCGCGGGCAAGGAUCAGGGGGUGCAGUCACAGGCUGUUGGAGAGGCGGUCUGAAAAAAAGGGCAGUGAAUCUCAGGAGAUUCCAAAUGACCACCAAGCACCCGAUGGCAGUGAAGCGUCCUCUAGCCAGUGGAAUCCAAGCCCGGCUCCCGUCAGCAGCCCGCCCCUGCUGCUCCCCAUCCCUGCCAUCGUCUUUAUCACUGUGGGCAUCUAUCUGUUGCUGCUGGGCCUCGUGCUGCUGACCAGGCACUGCCUGCUGGUCCAGGGCUGCUGCAUAGACUUCAGUUCCCCCUGCAGGAAGCAAGGUGCCUCCGAGCCCCAGGACUGUUGCUGGACCUGUGCGGAAGCCUGCGACUUUCCUCUGCCCAACCCAGCCGGCUACCUGGAUGCCUGCUGCCCCCAGCCCAGCGAAGCUGACUGGGCCCCUCGCUGUCCUCGCUGCUGCCCGCUCUGUGACUGCGCCUGUGCCUGCCAACUUCCUGACUGCCAGAGCCUCAACUGUCUCUGCUUUGAGAUCAAGCUCCGAUGAAGACCAGGGGCCCUGCUCUCUGGGGAGCGGCCGGCCCCCAGGGCCCCAGGGCCCCCUGCCUAAGGGCUCCCAGGACGCCUCUCUCCAGCCCCCGGGAACCGCAAAUGGCAGGCCCAGCUUACCAGCAUUGGAGGGCCUGGCUGCCUACAGGGCAGGCCUCAGAGACCCCCCUGGUCAGCUGGACUGCAGCUAAUUCGGAAGGCUGGAAGGGAUAGGGGCUAGUGCUUCCGAUCCCAAGCAGACUGUUACAUUUGAAGGGGAGGGUCGGGGGCACUGCUCCCCACAGACGGCACCAUGGGCCUCAGCCAGCCUUGAGCAUCAGGACUUAAGGGUGCCCAACCACACCCUGUCAUGGAUGCUUAGUUAUUUUAG